AUGCCCCGCCAUUCAACAUCUUCGCAUAUGUCCCAAAUAACUGAUGGCGACGUAACUUUGAUCACCCCCAUCUCGCCAUCAAACGCACCUUGGGACCAGUGCCCCCCAUCAUACUCUGGAAGUGCAAUGAACAAUAUAGGGUGGAGUUACUACCCUUUGCCACCUUCUCCGCCUAUAUCUAUCGGCUCAAAUACGAGCGAUUCUCCGGGACCCUCAUCCAAGAUAUUUGGUACGCGCACAAGUCCUGACUCUGUGCGUGAGAAGGAGCAACAAUUGUGUUUACCGACGCACCAAGUAUUUGACUUCCCUGAGCCUUCACCAUCUAUCUCUCCACCACCCUCAAAGCCCUCUCAACCAUCCAUUUCCAUUGACACUGAAGUACCCGCAGAAGGGCUAUCUUCCCUCCCUAUCGCGGGCCCAUCGAAGAGACCGCGAACUGGUGGAGAACGUAUCACCACGAAAGACUUUGUACCGCCUGAUGUAUCGGGGCUGAGCAAACGCGAAGCACGUCUGGUUAAGAACCGUGCUGCUGCUUUCCUCAGUCGGCAGCGCAAGCGGGAGGAAUUCGAGGCUAUGGAGAUUCGCGUCAAAGAGCUGGAAGAAGAUAAUGCGCGACUCCAAGCUGCUUCCAAAAGGGGACACGAUGGGUUGCUCUCAGAAAUAGAACAGUUGCGCGCUCGCCUUUCUGCAUCUGAAAAAAGGGGGCGCGAACUGAAGGCCGAGCUUUCACGAAGGAGUGAUGUUCAUGUGAAGACAGAGAAUUACGACCAUUGUUUGACUCCGGUCUCACCGUCUGCCUCGCUGCCGACACCCUCCCACCAGAGGUCUGGAGCAAGUCUCGGCCUGAUGGUUCUCCUGUGCACACUUCCGUCCCUGCUUUCCUUGUCUCCUAGAUCACUUCCCACCACAUACUUCAUUCCCCCGUCGGAUCCCUCGGUUCUACAGCCCUCUUGCAACUUCGACUACAGCUCCAUCAUCCCAAGCGAAAUUGAGUGGGCACCACAUCCUGACGGGGGAGCGAUGAUGAACCUUGGUUUCGGCGAUCUUGCAAAGCUUUCUUCGAGCACUGGUUCUUCAUCCCCUCACAAACUCGAGAUCCAUUCCGAAGCGAUCAGAGCUCUUGGGGGAUUCGAAAUUUCCUUCGACGCCAGUCCGGUCAACACUGGAAAAAUCCAGGUUCGAAUCCACCCUUCCCAAUCACAUAAUAUCAACUCCAACCAGGAUGCACAACGUGCACGCCCAUCUUCAGUGCCCAUGUGGUUCGAGUCAGCCCCAAAUAACUAUGGCUCUGGCUUCUCAGCUGCCUUAUCAUUCACUUCCUCGUCGGCACCGGCAUCUUCUUUCGUACCGUUAACAAGUGAUUUUGACUUGGAUCCUUUCCUGAGUGGAGUCCACGACUCGGGAAUGCCGUAUGGCAGCUGCGGACCGGCGUUCGGCCAGCAUCCAUCGGAUGCCACAUUUGAACACAUACCAGGGUUUAUGAGUGGCACUCGCAACGAUUUCUCUAAACACCGUGGGCGAGUGACCAUGAGAAACAUGUCAGCUAUCGGGAUGGAAGGAGAGUGGGAGGUUCCAACUUGCUGA
This is a messenger RNA of Suillus paluster, 1584 nucleotides long. RefSeq lists its product as uncharacterized. The record is from RefSeq and is a predicted model, not a curated record. Gene Ontology annotation, molecular function: DNA-binding transcription factor activity, RNA polymerase II-specific; RNA polymerase II cis-regulatory region sequence-specific DNA binding. The transcript is spliced from 3 exons. Gene Ontology annotation, cellular component: nucleus. The coding region runs from base 1 to 1584 and encodes 527 amino acids. Lineage: Eukaryota; Fungi; Basidiomycota; Agaricomycetes; Boletales; Suillaceae. Gene Ontology annotation, biological process: endoplasmic reticulum unfolded protein response; regulation of transcription by RNA polymerase II.